Molecule: messenger RNA, 1193 nt
Organism: Peromyscus maniculatus bairdii (prairie deer mouse)
Lineage: Eukaryota; Metazoa; Chordata; Mammalia; Rodentia; Cricetidae
Product: tear acid lipase-like protein
Biological process (GO): lipid metabolic process
Molecular function (GO): hydrolase activity, acting on ester bonds
Source: RefSeq, a predicted model, not a curated record
AUGAAUGUUAGUGAGAUAAUCUCCUUCUGGGGUUAUGUAUAUGAAGAGUAUGAAGUUGUGACUGAAGAUGGUUACAUCCUCCCACUUUACAGAAUUCCACAUGGGAAGAAUGAGUCUAGUCAUUUAGUUUCAAAGCCAGUAGUGUAUUUGCAGCAUGGGUGGACUCUAUCUGCCUCUAUUUGGCUUGUCAAUCCCCCCAAGAGCAGCCUGGGCUUCUUUCUGGCUGAUGCUGGUUUUGAUGUGUGGAUGGGGAACAGCAGAGGAAAUAUAUAUGCCAAGAAACAUGUGUACCUAGACUCAAAUUCUGAAGAAUUCUGGGCUUUUAGUUAUGAUGAACUCAUAAAAUAUGAUCUUCCUGCCACCAUUGACUUCAUUGUGAACAAAACAGGACAGAAGCAAAUUUACUAUGUUGGCCAUUCCCAGGGCGCCCUUCUUGCCUUUGGAGCAUUUUCAACCAAUACACAACUGGCUCAGAAGAUCAAAAUCAAUUUUUCACUGGGUCCAGUUGCAACUAUUAAACAUUCAAAAGGGGUCAUCCGCUCAAUUGCAUUCUUGGAAAAAACUACGACCAAGACCGUCUUCGGUGAAAAAGGCAUACUUUUCAAUGAAGAUGCUGAGUAUUUUGUGCAAUUUUUCUGUCAGCGUGAGAAAAUUGCAACAGUUUGUAAUAAUUUACUUACUUUGCUAUUUGGAUAUAAUCCCCAAAAUUUAAAUGAGAGUCGUAUUGAUGUGUAUGUGGGACAUGCUCCUGAAGGAACUUCAGUUCAAACCCUGCUUCAUUACACUCAGGGAAUGAGAACAGGCAUAUUCCAAGCUUAUGACUGGGAAAGUCCAUUUCUGAAUAUGCUGCACUAUGGUCAGCCUACACCCCCACAAUAUAAGAUAAAGGACAUGAAGGUUCCAACUGCUAUGUGGAGUGGUGGAGAAGAUUUUCUGGCCGAUCCAAUAGACGUUGGACAAUUAGUAGCCGACCUCUCCAAUCUCAUUUAUCAUAAGAAGAUUCCUGAGUAUAGUCACAUGGAUUUUGUGAUAGGUUUAGAUGCUCCCAACAAAGUUUUCAAUGAAAUUGUUGCAUUCAUCAAUGAAGAUCAAUCAAGUUGAAGUUUAUUUAGCUCUCUAUGUAUUUUUCUGCUUCUUUUGAGGAUCUGUUGAUUUUCACAAUGUGAAAGAUUCCUGAUUUUCUCUUUAAUCAG